AUGCUGUCAGAAGGGUAUCUCAGUGGACUUGCCUACUGGAACGACAUUCAUUGGAACUGUGCAUCUUAUAAUGAACCCGUCACUGGAGAACAAGGCAAGGAGACAAGUUCUGUUGCUGCUCUUUCCUAUUCCUCUGUGAAUGAAACACAGGUCCAAAGUGUUUACGUGAGCUGCAAAUCCUCCAGCAAGUUCAUCUCAUCAGUGCAUGCGAGAGGGAGUCAACACGGCAGAAGCCAGAGCAGAACAGUGCUGCAAACAAACCCCAACCCUGUAUUUGAAAGUCCAACCUUGGCCACAGUUGACAUUUGCAGAGAAGCCAUCAGAGAGACCUAUUUGGUCCCACCUUCUUGCAAAAGUAUUUGCAAAAAUUACAAUGACUUACAUAUUGCGGGAGGACAGGUGAUGGCCAUUAACUCAGUAAUGGCAGAUUUCCCCUCAGAGAGCAGCUUUGAAGAUGGCCCUUUGCUGAGGUCAUCUGAGAUUCCUUUGCCCAUGGAGGACUCCAUUUCCAUUCAGCCCACUGAAUUUCCCCUCAAACCCAUUCAGCGGCACUCAUCCUACUGGAGAAUAACCAGCAUCAAAGAGAAAAGCAGCCUGCAAAUGCAGAAGCCUAUUUCAAAUGCAGUGCUCAACGAGUAUCUGGAGCAGAAGGUGGUAGAGUUAUAUAAGCAAUACAUUAUGGACAAUGUGUUUCAUGACAGUUCUCCUACCCAGAUUCUGGCAUCAGAACCCAUCAUGACAAACGUGGACCAAAUUAGUCUUCAAGUUUCUAGAGAGAAGAAUCUGGACACCUCAAAAGUCAAGGACAUAGUUAUUAGCCACUUACUGCAGUUGGUCUCAUCGGAGAUCAGCACCCCUAGUCUCCAUAUUUCUCAGUAUAGCAGUAUAACACCAUAGAGAAGAUUUCUGUCAGUUCCUCUUGUUCCUAUCAAUCCCUAAGCAAUACUGUAUUCAUUUAUUCAGAGGAUGUGAGCGAGGGAAUAAUGGAAGGGAAUUAAGGACUAGUGAAGGAGUGUUUGAGAAAUCUCAUACUACUCCCCAUGCUGAAGGAAUACAGGAAGAGGAACCAUUCUGUCUCAAGGGCAGGUUUAUACAGAAAUAGAGUAAAAAUGAAAAUGAUCACAGAGGGAAGGAAGGGGUUACAAGGCAGUUAUAGGCGUACUGAAAUGGGAAGAUAAACCCAAUCAGGAACAAAAGGAAACACUAUGGCUAAACUCUAAAGCCAGCGGGCUUCAGGAUCAGGGAGUAAACAUGUCUUUCACAGUCACAUAAAUUGUUCUAGGCUGUUUCUUCUAGAAAGAAAUGAACUACAGGAAGGUUGUUAAAUUUGGGUAGACUAACAUUUUUCCAGGUAUAAGCUUGUAUCUUUUUUUCUCUAUUCUGUAUCAGUAGGUCAUUUAGGUCUAUUCUUUGUAUAUAUUAAAGGUAUA
Molecule: messenger RNA, 1430 nt
Organism: Microtus oregoni (creeping vole)
Lineage: Eukaryota; Metazoa; Chordata; Mammalia; Rodentia; Cricetidae
Product: TLR adapter interacting with SLC15A4 on the lysosome
Exons: 1
Coding region: 1-897 (298 amino acids)
Biological process (GO): regulation of toll-like receptor signaling pathway
Source: RefSeq, a predicted model, not a curated record